Aspergillus saccharolyticus JOP 1030-1 is the source of this 3731-nucleotide messenger RNA. Its product is annotated as DDB1/RSE1 family protein. The transcript has 4 exons. Lineage: Eukaryota; Fungi; Ascomycota; Eurotiomycetes; Eurotiales; Aspergillaceae. Gene Ontology annotation, molecular function: protein binding; U2 snRNA binding. Gene Ontology annotation, biological process: mRNA splicing, via spliceosome. Gene Ontology annotation, cellular component: nucleus; U2 snRNP. The record is from RefSeq and is a predicted model, not a curated record. Bases 1 to 3630 code for a protein of 1209 amino acids.
AUGGCUACAACUUCGCACAUGUUCAUGUACUCCUUGACGAUCCAGCCUCCUACUGCUGUUACUCAAGCUAUCCUGGGUCAAUUUGCUGGCACAAAGGAACAGCAGAUCGUCACGGCCUCGGGCUCGAAGUUGACGAUUCACCGUCCCGACCCAACACAGGGCAAGGUCACUCCGCUCUUUUCCCAGGAUGUCUUUGGCAUCAUUCGCUCUCUGGCAGCUUUCAGGCUAGCUGGCAGCAACAAAGAUUAUAUUAUCAUUGGCUCGGAUUCUGGACGCAUCACCAUCAUUGAGUAUGUCGCUGCUCAGAAUAGGUUCCAUCGGAUCCACCUCGAGACUUUUGGCAAGUCGGGUGUGCGUCGAGUGGUUCCGGGACAGUAUUUGGCUGUUGACCCCAAGGGUCGCGCCUGCAUGAUGGCGUCGGUAGAGAAGAACAAGCUCGUUUAUGUUCUGAAUCGGAACUCGCAGGCCGAGCUGACGAUCUCUUCCCCGCUGGAGGCACACAAGCCACAGACUCUGGUAUUUGCCAUGUCUGCUUUGGAUGUAGGGUAUGAAAACCCCAUCUUUGCGGCAUUGGAAGUGGAUUAUUCCGAGUCGGAUCAGGAUCCGACUGGACGUGCCUUCGAAGAAAUUGAGAAGCACUUGGUCUACUAUGAGCUGGAUCUGGGCCUCAAUCACGUCGUUCGCAAGUGGUCCGAUCCUGUCGAUCGCACGGCAUCUCUGCUCUUCCAAGUCCCUGGUGGUGCUGAUGGCCCCAGCGGUGUCUUGGUCUGUGGGGAAGAUAGCGUUACCUACCGCCAUUCGAACCAAGAUGCCUUCCGGGUUCCUAUUCCGCGGCGCAAGGGUGCGACUGAAAAUCCUGAGCGCAAGCGUCAUAUCACCGCCGGCGUCAUGCAUAAGAUGAGAGGAGCGUUCUUCUUCCUUCUGCAAUCCGACGAUGGUGAUCUCUUCAAGCUCACCAUUGAUAUGGUCGAGGACGACAAUGGUCAACUCACGGGUGAAGUGAGACGGCUCAAGAUCAAGUAUUUUGACACUGUUCCUGUCGCGUCUAAUUUGUUGAUUCUCAAGAGUGGUUUCUUGUAUGUGGCAAGCGAAUCUGGUAAUCAUCAUUUUUACCAAUUCGAGAAACUGGGCGAUGACGACCAGGAGAUUGAAUUCUCGAGUGAGAAUGUCGAUGCGGAUCCUACGGUGGCCUGCGAUCCUGUCUUUUUCCAGCCCAGAGCUGCUGAGAACCUCAACCUUGUGGAUACUAUCAACUCCCUGAAUCCGUUGAUUGACAGCAAAGUUGCCAACUUGACGGAAGACGAUGCCCCCCAGAUCUACACUAUUUCUGGCACAGGCGCUCGUAGCACCUUCAGAACGCUGAAACACGGGCUGGAGGUGUCUGAGAUCGUCGAGUCCGAGCUUCCGAGCGUCCCGUCUGCCGUGUGGACCACAAAGCUGACCCGCGCCGAUGAGUUCGACGCUUACAUCAUUCUCUCGUUCGCCAAUGGCACGCUUGUACUCAGUAUAGGCGAGACGGUCGAGGAAGUGACAGACACUGGUUUCCUUUCCACUGCCCCCACGCUCGCUGUUCAGCAACUGGGAGAGGAUUCUCUAAUCCAGAUUCAUCCUCGUGGUAUCCGGCACAUCCUGGCUGAUCGACGAGUAAAUGAGUGGCCUGCUCCCCAGCAUCGGUCGAUUGUAGCAGCUACUACCAACGAACGUCAAGUUGCAGUUGCGCUGAGCUCUGGAGAAAUUGUCUACUUUGAAAUGGAUGCGGAUGGCUCCCUUGCUGAGUAUGAUGAACGUCGUCAAAUGUCUGGUACUGUUACCUGCUUGAGUCUUGGGGAGGUUCCAGAGGGUCGCGUUCGUAGCUCGUUCCUUGCUGUCGGGUGUGAUGACUCGACAGUGCGUAUUUUGAGCUUGGAUCCCGACUCUACGCUUGAGAGCAAAUCUGUUCAGGCUCUGACCGCGGCUCCCUCGGCACUGAACAUAAUGUCGAUGGCGGACUCUAGCUCUGGAGGCACCACUCUGUAUCUGCACAUCGGCCUGCACUCGGGUGUUUACCUUCGAACACUGCUGGACGAGGUUACUGGUGAGCUGUCAGAUACUCGCACACGUUUCCUAGGUUCCAAGGCCGUCAAGCUAUUCCAGGUAUCUGUCAAAGGGCAGACCGCGGUCCUUGCACUCAGCUCCCGUCCUUGGCUGGGCUACUCCGAUGUUCAAACGAAGGGCUUCAUGCUUACACCGCUGGAUUAUGUUGGGCUUGAAUGGGGCUGGAACUUCUCGAGCGAACAGUGCGUGGAAGGCAUGGUUGGUAUUCAAGGACAGAAUCUACGGAUUUUCUCUAUCGAGAAGCUCGAUAAUAAUAUGCUUCAGCAAUCAAUCCCACUUGCUUAUACCCCACGACGCUUCGUGAAGCACCCAGAUCAGCCGCUCUUUUAUGUCAUCGAGUCAGACAACAACGUCCUGGCACCAGCUACGAGAAAUCAGCUGAUCGAGGAUGCUAAAGCUCGAGGUGAAGAAGAAUCUGUCCUGCCCCCAGAGGAGUUCGGUUAUCCUCGAGGUGCAGGCCAUUGGGCCUCUUGUAUUCAGGUCGUCGAUCCCUUGGAAGCUAAAACGGUGAUCUACACCGUGGAGCUUGAAGAAAACGAGGCUGCAGUCAGCGUUGCCGCAGUUCCCUUCACCAGUCAGGACGAUGAAACGUUCUUGGUUGUUGGAACCGUUAAAGAUAUGACUGUGAACCCUCAGUCUUCAGCCGGAGGAUACAUCCACAUUUACAGGUUCCAAGAAGACGGUAAAGAGCUGGAAUUUAUUCACAAGACGAAAGUUGAUGAUCCUCCGCUUGCACUUCUUGGAUUCCAAGGCCGUCUUGUUGUUGGCCUCGGGUCUUUGCUGCGGAUCUAUGACCUUGGUAUGAAGCAACUGCUUCGCAAGUGCCAGGCGCCUGUCGUGCCCACAACCAUCGUCGGUCUGCAGACUCAGGGCAGUCGUAUUGUGGUUAGUGAUGUCCGCGAAAGUGUCACAUACGUUGUCUACAAGUACCAGGAGAAUGUUCUGAUACCUUUUGUGGACGACUCACUCUCUCGCUGGACGACCACUACUACAAUGGUCGAUUACGAAACCACUGCUGGUGGCGAUAAAUUCGGCAAUCUUUGGCUGCUGCGCUGCCCCAAGAAGACCUCUGAAGAGGCGGAUGAGGAUGGCUCGGGUGCUCAUCUGAUCCAUGAACGUGGUUAUUUGCACGGAACCCCGAACCGGCUGGAGUUGAUGAUCCAUGUCUACACUCAGGACAUCCCAACCAGCUUGCAUAAGACGCAGUUGGUAGCGGGAGGACGCGACAUUCUCGUCUGGACUGGCUUCCAGGGCACGAUUGGAAUGCUGGUUCCUUUCAUCAGUCGGGAGGACGUCGACUUCUUCCAGAACCUAGAGAUGCAGUUGGCUGCACAGCACCCUCCUCUCGCUGGUCGGGACCACCUCAUCUAUCGCAGCUACUACGCACCUGUCAAGGGCGUGAUUGACGGUGAUCUGUGUGAGAUGUAUUUCUUAUUGCCUAAUGACACGAAGAUGAUGAUUGCGGGUGAGCUUGAUCGCUCAGUGCGGGAGAUUGAGCGCAAGAUCUCGGAUAUGCGCACGCGGGUGGCUUACUGAUUUGCUGCUGCUGGAAUUUGGCGUCUGACCAGGAUAAUGUCGUGUAUGCGGGUUCUAGAUACCCAUAAUUGAUUGCAAUGCCUACCCUUGUAACUGCCUCG